Vicia villosa (hairy vetch) is the source of this 588-nucleotide messenger RNA. RefSeq lists its product as uncharacterized. The transcript has a single exon. Lineage: Eukaryota; Viridiplantae; Streptophyta; Magnoliopsida; Fabales; Fabaceae. Bases 1 to 588 code for a protein of 195 amino acids. The record is from RefSeq and is a predicted model, not a curated record.
AUGGUCAUGGCUGCCAACAACAACAAUCGAGGAAAUCCUGAUCCCUUCCACCUCGAUCCUCUCAAUCACGGUACCACUGCUGAAGGACAGAAUCGACACCGACGGGAGGAACAACAACCCCCUGCUGACGGGCAAGGAAGACCAAGGCAUAAAAUCUCCCAACCCAGCAGGAACGAGAAAGCUCAAAACAACAGGAACGAGCAAGCUCAAAACAACAGGAACGAGCAACCUAAAAACAAUCGGAACGAGCAGUCUCAAGUCCAUAACAGGCCAGAGAAAGCUCGAAACCAGAACAACGAAGCUGACUCCAGAGACGAGCAACCUGCCUCUUCUUUCACUCACACCUCCCAGAGACAGAGGACCCAGUAUGAGGAUGACCAAGAGCAAGUCAAUGUCCCCGAGGACGUUGAGUCCACAGCUGUCCUUUUGCUCGCGGCCCUCAAGAACACCAACCGCCUCAUCCAACAGCAAAUUGAGCGGAUCGACAGGCUGGAAAGGAAGCGACGAUCGAGAUCUCCCCCGCGGAGACGCCACCGAUCGCGUUCCUCCUCCUCCUCUCACUCCCCGCCGAGGAGGCAUCGCCACUGA